AAAGAACUCACUUCUACGAAAACCCACUGCCUGCCCCAACCAACCUCCCGAGUCCCGACUAAGCAAUUAUCAGCAUCACCCAUCUUUAGAAACACACAUCAAUGGAGUUUUUCAACAAAGCCAAAACCGUUCGACUCAGGAGCCACCUGGGCAAGUACCUAAUCGCCGACAAAGACGAAGAAACAGUCCGGCAAACCCACAACAAUGGCUCCUCCCGACGAGCCUGGUGGACGGUUGAGCUCGUGGAGGGUAAGAGCCACGUCAUCCGCCUCAGAAGCUUUAACGGCAAGUACCUCACCGCCUCCGACGACCCCUUUCUACUGGGCAUGACCGGAAAGAAGGUACUGCUCCGGGAAGCUAGUCCCUGUAAUACGACGUCGCCGAUGGCUAGAAACGACACUGCGUUUGAGUGGGAACCCAGAACGGAGGGGUUCCAGCAGAUCAAGCUGAAGAGUGUAAAGGGAAGGAAAUACUUGCGGGCCAAUGGUGGCACGCCACCGUGGAGGAACACCGUAACUCACGAUGUACCUUACCGCACAGCCACUCAAAGUUGGAUUCUUUGGAGUGUGGAGGAGGUUGAUAAGGAUCACGAAGUGGAUCACGUGAGUGCGGAAGAGGAAGAGGAGAUUGAUUCUGUGAGUUGUCGUAAUUUGUCUGCGACGUCGUCGUUUUUGGAUCGGUCGAAGAAUAGUAGUUGUUCCACUAGUAAUCGAUCAGUUUCAAUGGGACCAAUGAUUGGAAUAUAACGAGAGAGGAAGUGUGAUGAAAUUGUCAAACUUCGAAAAGUCUUGAUAGUCAAUAUUUUUAUGCUACGAAUAUGGUGAUUGAUUCAUUUUUGUAAUUAAUUAUAGUGGUACUUUUUUUUAUGUAUUAUUUGUUGAUUUUUUUUAAUUUACUUUCUGAGAGAAGUACUUGUGUAUAUAGACUUUUCUAAAAUAAGUGUGCAAAUUAUCAAUAGACUGUUUCAAUAUUUGUUGGUAUAAUAAUAUAUUGGGUAAUUAGCUGUUAAAGUUGAAAUUCCGUAUCUUAUUAUUACCAACAAUUUAAUUAAA
Humulus lupulus (European hop) is the source of this 1052-nucleotide messenger RNA. RefSeq lists its product as uncharacterized. The record is from RefSeq and is a predicted model, not a curated record. Lineage: Eukaryota; Viridiplantae; Streptophyta; Magnoliopsida; Rosales; Cannabaceae. Bases 102 to 746 code for a protein of 214 amino acids. The transcript has a single exon.